UGACAUUGAUUAUUUCCAAUGAAAGUCGUCCGUCCUCGCUCAGUGUUGCUAAUGUUAGCUCAGCUCGCUAACUGCUGACAGACCUGUCAGUUUGUGAUGAAGACAAACUGUUUCUGACGGAGUUUUUGUGAAGAAAAGGUGAAAAAUGGCCCAAAAAGUGCAGAUUCUGAGGUCACUGGUGGAGCAGAGACUAACUGCAGCUGCUGAAGAGAUAUUUGGGCUGUUUGAAAGAACCAUAGCAGAGUACGAGGAGGAACUUUGUCGAACUAAAGAAGAAAACCAGAGACAAAGACAAAUACUGGACUGUGUUUGGAAUCCGAGAGUUCUGAUUCACAAAACAGACAUCCAGCAACAGUUGGUGGUUCAAGAAGAGGUUCCUCCUGAGCAGCAGGAAUGGAAUCCUAUUGUGGACCAGGAGGAACCAGAACCAGAGCCCCCACACAUCAAAGAGGAACAGGAGGAACCGUGGACCAGCGUGGAAGUGAAUAUCACCAAGUUCGCAUCCACUCCUGUCCCUGUGAAGAGUGAAGAUGAUGAUGAGGAGAAAGUUGAAUCCUCACAGCAUAAACAAACACAAAUUGAGGAGAUCAAAGAGGAAGCAAAUACAGUGGACUGUGGAGGAUCAGAAACAUCCAGCAGCUUCUAUCCACAUAGACAUUUACAAAGAAUAAUUGAUGAGCAGAAUGAAGACUGUGAGGAAACCGAGAACAGCAAUGAAGACCAGAUCCUGAACCACAAACCUGAGUCAAAGCUUCCAACAAACAGCUCAAUGGAACAGAUGGAAACAGAAACUGAUGGAGAUGACGGUGGAGGAUCAGAGCCAGACAUUAUCCUGGUCCACAUGGAGAGUGUAAAGAGAAGAACCUUUGACAGUAAGAGUUUACCGGAGGAACACAUGGACACUCACACAGGACAGAAACUGGUUAGUUCUUCUGAAUGUGAAGCAACAUUUUCACUGAAGAAAAACACAACACAGGAAACCAACUCACCCAGAAACAUGAUCAUGAAAAAUGACUUGAUGCUAAGUGAUGUGGGAUGUGAAAAUAAACUAUACCACUGUUCUGUGUGCUCAAAAACAUUUUGCUGGAAGUCAGAGUUAGAAAUCCACAUGACAAUUCACACUGGAGAGAAGCCAUUUUGUUGUUCAGUUUGUGGAAGCAGAUUCAAACAGAAGUCUAGUUUACGCAGUCACAUGAAGUCCCACACAGGAGAAAAACCGUUCACCUGUCCACUGUGUCAAAAGUGUUUUGGAAGCAGAGGUGAGGUCAGGAAACACAUGAGAAUCCACACUGGUGAGAAACCAUUCAGCUGUUCACUGUGUCACAAAUGUUUUAGAGACCGAAGUGAGGUCAGGAGACACAUGAGAAUCCACACAGGUGAGAAACCAUUCAGCUGUUCAGAAUGCAGUAGAAGUUUUACUCAGAGGACAAGUUUGAACAAUCACAUGAGAGUCCACACAGGAGAGAGACCUUUCAUCUGUUUAGUCUGUCAGAAAAGCUUCACACGGAAACAUCGUCUUCAUUCACAUAUGAGGAUCCACACAAGAGAACAGACAGAAUGUCACAUUCACAGGAAUCAGACCAACAGAGACUAAGGAAUAAUGAUACAGUCAAAUUUUGGAGGAAAAUCUGCAUAAAUAAUUUCACAUGAUUUUUCUUACAUUUAUUUUUCUUAAUUAUUUUUUCAAUGGUGCCAUUUUUUAAAAUUAAAUGAAUUAAAAUAUAUCGUUUGUCUAUUCUCUUCUUUUCAUAUAUAGAAGACUUUUU
Sphaeramia orbicularis (orbiculate cardinalfish) is the source of this 1766-nucleotide messenger RNA. RefSeq names its product zinc finger protein 771-like. Gene Ontology annotation, molecular function: DNA-binding transcription factor activity; RNA polymerase II cis-regulatory region sequence-specific DNA binding. The record is from RefSeq and is a predicted model, not a curated record. Lineage: Eukaryota; Metazoa; Chordata; Actinopteri; Kurtiformes; Apogonidae. The transcript is spliced from 2 exons. Gene Ontology annotation, biological process: regulation of transcription by RNA polymerase II. The coding region runs from base 146 to 1594 and encodes 482 amino acids.